AUGAUCGGAGGGGCACUUUCUGGCAAUGACAGUGUCGCACUGGAUUCAUCAGGGCGCAGUCCGUCGAGGAAUGUGACCCGGUGCAGGAGCGCGACAAGCUUAAUGUCGGGUGCGACGCCACCAUCGGCCGAGUCGACAGAUCUUGACGCCUUCAAGGCUCCGUCUCCUUGCCAAGCCAUGGCUGGCGCAAGGGCUAAAAAUGUAGCAUCACGCAUGUCUGGCGGCGAUCGGCCAGCGACCAGUUCGACGGUCAAGACUCGAGGGGCUCGUGUGCUCGAGGCUCGUGAUAACUGGCCGCUGGGACCACGUGGGGGCCACGGCUUGUUGGGCCGGCGAGGCAUGAUUAGCGGAAGUCUGGCCCUUUUGGUUGGUCUUGGGUUUGUUCCUGAUCGCCACAGUACGAUUGCACCACCGGCCAUUGUUCGACGAGAAUGGUUUCCUGCAUCUUCGUCUCUUCUCCCGGCCGGACAAGUCGGCAAGAAUGGUGGUAUGUCGCGCAGCGGGCCGCGCAGGCGCAGGCUGCGGGGUUCGGAGCAAGAGAUUAUCGUGUCGACUGUUCCGCAGCAGCUGCAAUGGUGCUGA
This is a messenger RNA of Purpureocillium lilacinum, 582 nucleotides long. The record is from RefSeq and is a predicted model, not a curated record. Lineage: Eukaryota; Fungi; Ascomycota; Sordariomycetes; Hypocreales; Ophiocordycipitaceae.